This is a messenger RNA of Sycon ciliatum, 4328 nucleotides long. RefSeq names its product putative lysozyme-like protein. The record is from RefSeq and is a predicted model, not a curated record. Lineage: Eukaryota; Metazoa; Porifera; Calcarea; Leucosolenida; Sycettidae. The transcript has 5 exons. Bases 766 to 2892 code for a protein of 708 amino acids.
UAGUUCCACGACUCCACGAGGAAACCCGAAAAUAUUUUCUGUCUAGUCUACUGUAGAUCUCCACACCAGUACUGGCAGUAGUACAUGACUGUAUCUCUAUUUUGCACUGUGGUGUAGAUCCACUCAGUGACAGUAGUAGGAAAGCUACCUCCUUGUUUGUGCAGCGGUGGUUCAUGGAGGAGGGCCUCGGGUGACCAAGUCCAAGGUGACUGACUCUCAUCUGCUCUUGCUGGUGCGCGUUGGAACUGACUGACUGACUGCUGGAUGGCGCAGAUGGAAAGUUGCGUGCUCAUUCCACUGAGCUACUUCAGACAACCGUCGACUCCUGUAAUCUUUCUUUUGUCCGCAAUCAGAGAUUAUUACGCUGGCCUAGACUGCACUUGCUAUGACAUCUAGCUGGACACAUUUCCAGUUGAAGUCUGUUUGUUUAUGAAGGUACUGUCUCGUCAAACCCGUGUGGCGAUAUCCGAAAAAUGCGAACGUGAACGGUGCACCUACUUUAUCGUAGCAGCGCAGGGCAGGUUGAAGUAAUCUGGAGAACGUGUGCUGGUGGAAGAGGCGGCCUGUAGUGGCGUCGGAGGUGUUGAAGUUUCAGAGGUAACUACUAACGUUACUUCAAGUGUCUUAGCACUUGAUUAUUUGAUAACUGCUUCGCAACCUCGCGACCUAUGCGCUGAAGGGUCAACUCCGAAAACGGUGUGGAACUGUGGGCCAGUGUGGCUGGAAGCCAGCCGGUCCGCCACAGGCGCACUGGGUACUACUACAAUGCAUCACGCCAGCAGGGUGGCUUCUCUGCGCCGACAUGACCCGGUAGCGAUAUCGCUACUGGCCGUUCUCCUGCUGGGCAAGUGCCUCCUGCUACUGGGCGACCCAGCGGGCGCUAACGUUGCGAAUCAAAAUGUGGCACAAGGAGACGAAGAUGGCGGGUCGGCUGGUGGGUCAGUAAGAUCUGUGGGCUCGUUGAAUUGCACGUGCACAGCGUUGGCGGACUGCGUUGAUGAUGCCGCCAUGCUGGAUAGCUCGCUGUACGCCAUCACGCUGUGUGUCUGCCAGAACGACUCCAGUUCUACGUCCUUCUCGUGCUCAGAACUGAUCACAUCACUGAUCGACUUGCAGAUGACGUCGUCAAGCAACGCCAGCUCAGCUAACAUGACAUCAGCAGCGCUCACGGCCUCCAUGUCACCGCCCACUCCCAUUGCGAUGGAGAGCUCCGGGCCAGCGAACGCAUCACCGACUGGAACCGGCGUCUCGCAAUCCGCUUCUCUUACUAUGGCGACGCGUGCACUGACAGGCAUCGGAGCCAGCGGUGCAUCAGAUGAUCCGGACGGCUGGCUUGGCGUGGCCUGGUGGUACUGGAUCGCUAUCAUCGGCGCCAGUGCCAGCUUGCUCACCGCACUCAUCGCCGUACUCUGCACGGCCAGGUGCAUACGCCGGCGCCAGCGCAACAAGAUCACGUUCAACUCGCCGUACCAGCACCGCCGCGGUAGCAGUCAGACGGUCGAGGGCCGGUUCAUACACAUGCACGCCAAGACCUUGACAGGCCCAGGCAUGGGCGCGAGCGGCGAAGUCUUUCGCCACCGCGGCUCCAUAGCGUCCGAGCUGUCGUCCGACACGGCCCUCUCGCACACGCUACCAAUGUCCUCGGGCUCGCGUCCCACACGAGAGUCGACCCGCUCCAACGGCACCGCCGGUCCCAAGUGCAGCUACACUAUGAAGGCGGCCUCGCCAUCACCCGUGCAAGGUCGGCCUCCGGCUGAGUCCAACGGCAGCACUGGGGGUGGUAGCAGCGGCGGUGGUGGAGGCGACGGGUUUGAAACGUCGUCAUCGCACCACCACCAUCGCCUGAACCACACGUACGACGAGCCAAGCGUGGACAUGGCCCAGGUGAGUCCAACGCGCCUGCGUACCUUCACCGGCUACAGUGACUCCGAGAACAGCGGCAGCAGCGAGGCUGGCUACAUGUACAUGGCGCGCCAGGCACGCAUGCACAAGCAAUCAGCAGCGCCGCAGCCGUCGUCAUCACAACAGCAACAGCAGGGCAUUGCUCGCAAGACCAGCAGCAAUGGCAGCGGCAGCAAGCUGGACACGCUCGAGCGGCCCCUGCUGAAGGCUGCCGCCGACAUGGCGGUGUCCGACGACGACGUCACGGCCGAAUCAUGCGACCAGGACGACGGCAAAGGUCAGGCGGAACAAGAUCACGCGCGCGUAGAUCCAGCAGCGGAGCUAAAACAAGACACUGGCGACGCCGACCACAAGGAUGGCGAUGUAGACCCAUCGGCGGAGGCUGGCAUUAGCUCAUUGAAACGUUCUGCAUCGAAGGGCAGAGCACCACCAAUACCUGGACCCAAACCAGUAGGGAAGGUGUCCGACGCGAGCAGCUCACCCGGAUCUCUCCGCAAGCCCAACAAAGCACCACCAGCGCGACCGGCCGAAACCUCGCCCUACUCCUCCGCCGUCAAAAUCCAACAGAAGCUGCGCGAGCAACAGCGACUGCACCAGCAACGACGGCUGCUGCACCGUCGCUUCACGGACAUCACCGGGACAACGGUGCAGGCACCCGCUGCCAUCGCCGCUGCUGCUGCUGGUGCUGGUGGUUCGCUUAACCGCACCAGGUCUGCCCGCGGUGGUGCGGCUGGACGCAGCGUGCCGCGUCCCAACCGCCAACCGCCGGUGGCGCCGUCCAACACGGGCAGCAACUCCCUGCGAAGCUGGAGUGACGACGACCUGCUCGACAAGCGCGAUGCCAGGGGAAGGCACUCGAUCAGCGGCCAUCCAGCCAGUACACCACUCACAAACCCUUACCACACGUCCAGUCUGUUUGAGGUUGCGGCAGCUGGUCCCAGCAGUGCGCCGCGCGGCAUUAUACACUACCCUGCCAGUCACUCUGGCUGAUACUACUCAUCAGUCUGCGUAAUUGGGACAUGGAAACUGCUGCUGCAGCGUGGCAGCAAUCUCUACCCCCCCCCCCUCUCUCUCUCUCUCUCUCUCUCUCUCUCUCUCUCUCUACCUGUCUAUCACACACGCACAUGCAUGCACACACACACACACACGUCCUGUCCUGUAGAGCCACUACCACUAGGGUCACGGGACACACACAAGCACACACACACACGCACACGCGCGCACUCUCACCCUACACUCAUUCUACAUGUACUUCUCUCAUCAUCUCUGGAGCUGACACACAAGCUCACUCCGAACCGUACCCUGUCUAGCCAGCACUGCCUGCAGGCCAUGUAGCAGGGAGUCAAUCACGCAGACUAGGUAACCUGAACGCUAUGAACUGGAAGUAAACAAUACCCGUAGGUUUGUCUGCCUUGGCAACACUGCAUUGAUUGUACCCUUGAGAAGAGCUCUGUUUGCUGCACCAGACUCCUCCACUCGUAAAACGAAAAUACCACCCAACAAACAUCAGUACUGCCUUGUUGAAGUAAGAAGUGCAGCGUAACUCUGUUGUAGGCUGGACUCUAGCAAAUCACUGCACCACACCCGCACCCAGUUUUUGGCUACUCAGAUAACAAUAGUACGCGUACACGUAGCUAUGAGUGAUUGCUUCUUGUAUUGGAGAUGUACUUCUAGACUAGUGCUGCACUCUAUCACCGUGCUAGACUAAGUUAUAAUAAUGAUACCCACCGUGCUCCAUCUUUUUUUUCCUUCUUGCAUUCAAUUUGCAUUCCUCUUUUGGGUAUUGGCAUUCAUGGCCGGCUCCUUCAUCGCAUGCUAGGAUACUGGCCAUCUUUUGAAAUGUCACUGUGACAUCACAUCGUGUACAGUGUAGUGAUAUCAAGAGUGAUUGCACUUCACAUCGCUUUCAUGGGCGCUGUCUCUGGUUUCUUGUUUUCGUUUGUACCCCUACUUGCCUGCAGACUGCAAGGUUGUAUGGAAGGUUUUUAUACGUUAGUCAGGCCAAUUAGCUUUUACCAACAUGGACUUUAUUUUUCACCAUCAAUAGUUUGACCAUCCGGGCCGCGGGUCUGGUGUUCUCUGCUGAGUAGCUGCACGACGGGUAUCACGAGGCAAAGCUGAUGACGUGCUAUCUGCAUGCAUCCCAUAGUCUGUUCUUGCACUGAAUCUCGUCGUAACAUUAACGGUGAAACGCGUACCUGUUCAACGCCUUCAAUGACGCUAGGGCAUGCUUGAAUAGGGGUUUUUUAAUACUUUUUUCUCUCUAUUAAAUAACUUUCUGAGCUUAGCCAUAAUUAUGCGUCUGACUAGAGUAUCACUGAAUGCCAUGGCAACACGUUGGCAGCUGCAGUUGGCACGAACAGCUAUAUAAUAAAUAAUAGGACACCAGUAUUACUAUGACAUUGUGAGAAGUAGUUCGACUCUUA